UCAGGGAGAAAGCAGACAGCCAGUCAGUAAAGGCAGAAAUAAACAGCGACUAUUACCAGACACAGCCAGACACAGGGACCAGACACAGACAAAUAAGCACACAGAAAAGCCUGCUCAUAAUGACACUCUCAUAAUGACACUCUCAGUAAAAACCGCCGGGGUCGUUUUGAACGGUUAAAGGCGCACAAAAUACGAAGAAGCGUCACUGUUCUGUCAAGAGGUUGUUUUGGGGACAGCUUUACUGAAUGAAUUUGACUGAAUGAGAGUAAUCUUCAAGCUGAUCCUAAUGCCUGACCUCAUCUGAAAGUCUAAGACAGAUCUCAGCAUACUGUUUUAUUGCAAACUUAACUUUCUUAUUUCCUUACUGGAUUAGAUGGGAAGGGUGACAGAGACUCUCGGGAGCUGAAGUCUAUGAACAGCAUGAGUGUCAGUGAGCAGUGCUGGACUGAUGAGGAUUCAAAUGGAGACAGUGACUGUGAGGAGUUGUUCUACGGAGCACAGGGACAUUAUGUUGCUGACCUGUAUUGCCACCCUCAGUUGGAUACAGACGUUGGAGCUGUGAAAGACAUCUACUCUGACAGUGCUGUUUCUGUAAGGGAAUAUGAGACGAUUGAUGAUGUUGACAUUGACCUACACAUCAACAUCAGCUUUCUGGAUGAGGAGAUAGCUUCAGCCUGGAAAGUCAACAGAACAGAACCUAUCGUUUUACGCCUUCGCUUCUCAUUAUCUCAGUACCUAGAUGGACCAGAGCCAACAGUGGACGUGUUCCAGCCUUCCUCUAAAGAUGGCUUUAAUCUUGGCAUACAGCUUAAGAGAAUUCUUUCCUCAUUCAUAUCUAAUCAAUGGAAGCACCUCAGCAAUGAAUUUCUGAGAGCUCAGCAGAAGAAGAGACACAGCUGGUUCAAGGCUGGAGGAACAAUCAAAAAGUUCCGCGCCGGCCUCAGCAUCUUCACACCAAUAGCCAAGUGCCCCAAUGUUCCUCUGAUCCAGGGCCCCGGGGAGAAGGGCAGGGCUUCCGGGCCGGAGCCAAGAGUGACUCGGCUGAUGAACCGCUCAGUCUCCUGCACAAUGAAGGUGCCCAAAGGAGAGUUACUCACUUACGCGCCUAACGGACAGAGUGUGGUAGUCCCUGGCUCCAGGUCCACAGUGCAGAUCACCACCAAGCAGCUCAUUGAGCUCUUCUUCUCUUCACAAGCUCUCCUCCACUGCAAGAGUAUACCUACUCUGGAAUAUGGCUUUCUUGUACAGAUCAUGAAAUACUCAGAGCAGAGAAUUCCCACUCUGAAUGAGUACUGUGUAGUCUGUGAUGAGCAGCACGUCUUUCAGAACAGCUCCAUGCUCAAGCCUGCAGUGUGCACAAGAGAACUGUGUGUGUUCUCUUUCUACACACUAGGAGUUAUGUCAGGAGCUGUUGAGGAUGUGGCAACAGGAGCAGAGGUAGUUGACUUGCUGGUGGCAAUGUGCAGAGCUGCCCUGGAGUCUUCCCGUAAAAGCAUUAUCUUUGAUCCUUAUCCAUCUGUGGUUGACCCAUUCGACCCCAAAGCUUUGGCGUUUAACCCUAAGAAAAGAAGCUAUGAUAGGCUGCAGAAAGCACUGGACGGCAUCAUGUCUAUACGAGAAAUAACACAAGGCUCAUAUGUAGAGAUAAAGAAACAGAUGGACAAGUUAGAUCCACUUGCACAUCCUCUCUUACAGUGGAUUAUAUCCAGCAAUAGAUCACAUAUUGUCAAGCUACCCGUAAGCAGGCAACUCAAGUUCAUGCACACUACCCACCAGUUCUUGUUGCUCAGUAGCCCUCCUGCCAAAGAAGCUCGAUUCCGCACAGCUAGGAAACUAUACGGCAGCACUUUUGCCUUUCAGUGGGUAUAUUCCUAUGAAACCUGUCACCUAAAACUCACUUCGUGUUGUAAUUUGAAUUUUUGUUGUAUGCUGCAUUUUCUGCGUGGUUUGAUGUUUAUCUCUCACUUUCUGUCCAUGCCAAUGUAUACCAGUGGUUCCCAUAUAGAAAACUGGCAUUCUAUUCUACGAAAUGGACUAGUUAAUGCCUCCUACACAAAGCUGCAGCUGCAUGGGGCAGCCUAUGGGAAGGGCAUCUACCUCAGCCCCAUCUCAAGUAUCUCUUUUGGAUACUCAGGAAUGGGGAAAGGACAGCACCACAUGCCCACAAAAGAGGAGCUAGUACAGCACUACAACAGAGUUAACACCAUCUCACAGAGUCACCCAGUGCAGUCAAGGUUUCUUCAGAGUCGGAAUCUAAACUGUGUGGCUCUUUGUGAGGUAAUAACAUCCAAAGACCUCCAGAAACAUGGAAACAUAUGGGUGUGCCCCGUGCCUGACCAUGUCUGCACACGCUUCUUUUUUGUGUAUGAGGAUGGUCAGGUAGGAGAUGCCAACAUUAACACACAGGAGCCCCGAAUUCAGAGGGAGAUUUUGCGAGUGAUUGGGACCCAGUCAAGUUGAAAGCAAUGCUCUGACACUGUGACAGAUUCAAAUCUGAGCAAAGAGUGAAAUUACCCCAAGGUUACUUGUCAUCUUGACGUUACUGUGGCCAAAUUACAAGGCGGAUAUGACAGAGCAAUCAAUUUUGAGAGGGUUUUAUUUAAUGAGGGGAAAGUUGUUGUGUUUUUUUGUAUUUUUUCUCUUCAUAUGUUCUGUGUUUUACGUAUGUCCUCUGUGUCAUUACAAAUCAAUGAAUCAGUGGUGCAGAGGCAGUCAUAAGUCCCUCCCUUACUUCCACUGGGGGGCUCUGUUGCCAAGUAAAAGCACGAAUAAUUCCAAUGCACAAGUCAGCUUUAUUUUCUUUUCCCAUGGUUCUGAUAACUCCAACCCAAGAUGUCAGUUGAAUUUGAUAAAAAGGUGCUACAAAAGACAUCAGCGUGAAAAGGGUGCUGAAGUUUGUAUUUCUUGCAGAGGCCUGCUAACCACACUACAGUUAUUAUUUAUAAUAAUGACGAAAAUAUGUUCAUAAAUAUGUUCCAGUAUUAUUUGGGUGACUAUUUGGGUGUAUUCUUUCUAAAUUGACAUCAAGUGCUGUUUGUUUUCUGAUUACUUCAUUCUAACAGUUUAAUCUCAGCAGAAUGCUGUGAUUUCCCUUGAGCCUUUUUCUUCCUGCUUUAAUUUUGUCACUGCCCUUUGUAACAAGCUUUUUCUAUUUUUGAAGCCAGUUUAAGUGAAGCAGAUGAUUCAAGUCACAUUCCUGAAGGGUUCAUGUUCUGGAGAUGGUCUGUGUUUUUAAUGAUGAUGAAGAUGAUGAACUAGAUAGCAGAGGAACCGUCUUCUGCAGGUUACGAUAAUCACUGAAACCUGCUGCACACUUCAUCAUAAUUGUUCAGAAGCUGAAACUUAUGCAAUAUCUGUAGCAUCAAACACCAACCACUCAAAACCUUAAUCUGGACUGUGCAGCAAACAGACAUGCAGUGUAUGUGUCAUCUUAGCAUUCUCUUGGUGGAUAUGGACAUACAGUGAGAUUAAUAAUCAUGUGCUUUGCCUCUGAGGUGAGGCUGUGUUUGUUGGAUAUGGCCCACAUUUGUAUGAAAACUCUUUUUUUCAAUAAAAUAAGAGCAUGAUACUGAAAAUGA
Molecule: messenger RNA, 3578 nt
Organism: Colossoma macropomum (tambaqui)
Lineage: Eukaryota; Metazoa; Chordata; Actinopteri; Characiformes; Serrasalmidae
Gene: parp6b
Product: poly (ADP-ribose) polymerase family, member 6b
Exons: 22
Coding region: 412-2460 (682 amino acids)
Biological process (GO): endoplasmic reticulum unfolded protein response
Cellular component (GO): intracellular anatomical structure; membrane; endoplasmic reticulum tubular network
Molecular function (GO): NAD+ poly-ADP-ribosyltransferase activity; protein serine/threonine kinase activator activity; kinase binding
Source: RefSeq, a predicted model, not a curated record